CAAUUCCUAUUGCAUAAUGGAUGACUUCCAAAGCCCCUCGACCAAAUUUUAUCGCUCUCUCCGUAUUUGCCAGAAUAUCCACAUUAAUAACAGCUUAUAAUCCUGGUGCGCGCCUACUCCUCGUGCGAAGCCCACUAGAGCGAAAAACAUCGGUCAAAACGAUCGUGUGCGGAAAAUUUCCAAUUCAAAUAAGUAACGUGAAUUAUGAUAACAUGAAGGAAUCGAAUCAUGUCAGUUCAAACGGACAAAAAUCAUAUGUUGGCUCCGUUGAAUUGAACAAAAUUAACACUAAUUCUAACACCGAAAUGUUCGAUUCGAAUGAAUCAUUGUGCAGUGGUGUUUCUGGUGGGGCUGCUUGUUGUGGUGGACACUUAUCAUCUAGGAGAUCUUCGGAAGAGUUCGAUUCUAAAGGAGAUAUUUUCGACUGGAAAACACAAUAAUACACAACUGAGGAGGCAAGUUUCUUGACCAGCCAGGGACUUCAUUGCUUCAUUUGCAAACUGCGUCCUCGUCUGGAUAUUAAUGUUUCAGUUGCCAGAAUACUGUAGGGAAAGGUCAGGUUCCUUUUCAGGAUUCAGCGAAGACCUAGCAGAUACAGAACCUGUAGACAUAUUUCCUAGUCUACCAGACCAUGUUUUGGAAGAGUUGGGACUCACCAGAGACCAAGCGAGAAAGCUUCAAACAGAGGAAGAAAUGGAACAACGCUUUGCCACCCUCUCCUUAGCCUUCUCCAUAGACUCAAACACAAUAACAGUCCGAUGUGAAAGGCAGAGAAGAUACAGGAAUCAAACUGAGGAUAAUCUAGCUGAAGAGAUUGGAAGACUGACACAAAGGGUGAACAAUUUGACCAAAUUAUGCGUGAAUAUGGAAACUACAGAAUUGCUAGCUUCGUUGCUGGCGCAGAUAGAGGUUGUAACAAACGCAUCCACCUUGGCGGCAUCAUCUGCUGAGAGAUAUGGUGCUGUUCAGCAUGAGGAGAGACUAUCUGAGGCGGUAAAGUUGAUGAUUGACUACGUGAAUCUACUGAAGCAGCAAAGGGAUCUAAGUCGUAAGCAGUUGCAAUACACGAAAAAAAUGUUACAGAGUAGUACUAGAGGAGAAAAUUCACCAAAACAUGAGAGAGGAAUUCAUAUUGCAGAAUUUUCGACCAAAAGAAGAGCUAGUAUAGCACUAGCUACGCUACCAGAACAAAGGAAUUCGGAAAAAAGUUUUUUGAGGAGGACUUCUGAACUGACCUUUAGGACAAGUGCCAUACAAAAAUUGGCCAGACCAAGUCGCAUGGACUUGGGGGUUGAUCUGAACAAAAUAAAAGAAGGCAUGGUGGAUGGAAAUACUUAUGACUUCUGCGAUUCUCAAAGUGAGAAGAAUACAACAAGCUGUGAUAAUUCUGAUGAACCUGACAAUGAAGAAGAAGAAGUCUGUACAAGAAUACAAAAGAAAAAUUGCUUCGAUUCUCUCCAAAAUAAUAUCAUGAAUACCUAUCAACGUUGGAAUGAAGAGGGAUACCUAUCGCAAAUAUUCCAAGUUUGUUCUACAUUUUGUUUUUGUUUCGCUUUAAUAAUUAUGUCAGAUGUAUUAUUCGAAUUGGAACUUAGUAAAACAUAGUUUGUAGUAUCAUAUUCGAAUAAAGAUGGUUAUCGAUUUUAA
Messenger RNA from Harmonia axyridis, 1647 nucleotides. RefSeq lists its product as uncharacterized. The record is from RefSeq and is a predicted model, not a curated record. The transcript has 7 exons. Lineage: Eukaryota; Metazoa; Arthropoda; Insecta; Coleoptera; Coccinellidae. Bases 523 to 1605 code for a protein of 360 amino acids.